This is a messenger RNA of Emys orbicularis (European pond turtle), 2185 nucleotides long. It is a transcript of the gene RSC1A1, whose product is annotated as regulator of solute carriers 1. The record is from RefSeq and is a predicted model, not a curated record. Bases 6 to 1931 code for a protein of 641 amino acids. The transcript has a single exon. Lineage: Eukaryota; Metazoa; Chordata; Testudines; Emydidae.
UGGAAAUGCCAUCUUUACCAUCUUCUGAUGGAUUUAAGAGUCCAGUCCAUUCUUCAGGACUAAGUUCCAAGGUCUGUAAUCCCACAAAUCAAUUACUUGAUCACUCCGUCUCCGCCCCUGCUUCAAUUUGCUCUCACAAAUCUAGUCUAGCAGAGAUAGAUCCUACAGCUGUGAAGUCUUUGGAGUCACCAGCUGAAUGUCAGCUAGCUCCAGACCCUCUUCUGUUACAGAAUCUUUCUGAUCAUGCUGCUCGUUCAGCACACAAUGACCAUGCUAUCCAGACUGGAGCCGUAGCCUGUCAUAGUCCAACUAUACCUUCACAGAACACACUUGAAAAAACAGUCGCCGCUGACCGUCUAAUGAAAUAUAAUAUUAAAGAACAAGCCCAUGGUCUGGAAUCUCCUAUGGAAGUGACAAGAGAAGGCAGUUUGGCUGACACCACCAGCAAGCAUGGGCAGCAGGCAGUUCUAGAUGUACCAUUGCCUUCAGAACAGCUGGAACUGAACCAAAUGAAUGAGUUUCCUUUGGAUCUUCAGACAUACAAAGAACCAGUGAGUGAACAAUGUCUGGAUAAACAGAAUGAACCAACUGAGCCAGAACAUUCUUGUAAUGUCAGUGCCCUUGAGUUACCUGCUGUGGGGGAGCAAGGCCUUACGAACAUCCAGCCAGAAUCACCCAUUGACUCUCUUACUGAGAGAAGAAAAAGUGGGCUGGAGAAUAUAGAGCUUUCGUGUGGGAAAGAAAAUAUCCCAAUGUCAGCAUCCUGUGGCUGUACACAUACAGAAAUCUUCAUGGAAACAGAUGUAGCUGAGCAGUCUGUCAUCACAGUGCAUAGCUUGUCAAGCAAACAGAACGCUCAAGCGAAGAAUAUUGGUGGAUCUGUUCUGAACUUAGAUUGUUCUUUGAUGCAGAUGGAGUCAUCAAAGCAUGACCCCUCUGUGUCUGUAUUUUCGAGUAACCCGGUUUCCACUAGUGAUUUACCGCAGCCUGAAACCAACGUUGAAAUGACUGCAAUAUGUACUGAGUUACCUAAUUUAUCAGCUGAAAAUAGCUCUUCCUCCUCUGACAUUCGUCAGCUGAACGGUGAUACAGCAGCAUCCACUGAAGAGCCAAGUUUAUCUUUAACAGCAGCGUUGAAGGAGCUUCAUGAACUUUUGGUUAUAAAUAGUAAAGGAGAUUCUGUCAUUUUUAUGUCUGAAGAAGACACAGGUCAGCCAGAAACUGUUCUUGAAGAGCAAAUGGAAUGCAAGGAGCUUUCUGAUGAUGAACAUGAAAGUGUGGGUCCAGAGAGUGGGGAUCUAAAUAGUUCUUCUCAUAUGGUGAUGCCUGAACAUGUGAACCCUGAGGGGCUAGCAGGGGCACCAUCUUAUGCUAUGGGAAUAGAAAAUGGUAGCAUCAAGGUUUUAACUAGCAGCCAGUCAACUGUUGAAAAAGAUGCUCUAGAGAUACAGAAGUCAUCAAGUAAGAGUAAUUCUGUCAUUCUGAGCUCCGUUGCAACAUUUGAUCAACUACAGAGUACUGAGCAGGCAGAAAUUUUACCUGAAUGUUUAGUAAAUGACCAAGUUCCAGCCAGUCAGACUUUAGAGCUGAAUAGAUCACGUUCACCUGAGCUCACGAUGGAGGAGGAUGUUCCUCAGGAUACUCAGAGCCUGUUAACAGAAGUGUCUGAAAUAAGUGACAGUUCCUCAAAUCCUGAAGAUCCAAGGCCACCAUGUGGACUUGUUGAGCCAUUGCUCUGCCCACCAAUCAGCAAUCUGGAACUGCGCUCCAGAGCUGCUCCGCUGCCUGUUUUCCCUGCAGCAGACAUUAAUCAGAUUCUGUGCGCUGGCUUUACCAUGCGGGAAGCUCUUGAAGCUUUGGAGCAAGCUGGUGGAAAUGCAAACCUUGCUCUUCUCUUUUUAUUAGCCAAGAAUAUUGUAGUUCCUACGUGACCAUGGAAAAGAUGGCCUGGCUGCUCCAUCCUCCUUUUAAGGAACGUAUCUAAAUUAUAUAGAAUAACCUGCAAGCUGAAUGUUGUCAGAUUUUUAAAAAAAAAUUAUUUUCAGCCAAAGUAAUUUAUGAUCUCUUCUGUGUGUGUCACGCGUUAAAUUUGGGCCUUUUAAAAGAAAAGUCUUGGCAUUGUGUAAACACAUUAGCUUUGAAUUUUCCUUGAGAUGGUGCAUACUGGAAUAAAAUUGUUUUUAUU